Exophiala dermatitidis NIH/UT8656 is the source of this 2567-nucleotide messenger RNA. RefSeq lists its product as uncharacterized. The coding region runs from base 90 to 2210 and encodes 706 amino acids. Gene Ontology annotation, molecular function: ATP-dependent H2AZ histone chaperone activity. Gene Ontology annotation, biological process: chromatin remodeling. The transcript has a single exon. Lineage: Eukaryota; Fungi; Ascomycota; Eurotiomycetes; Chaetothyriales; Herpotrichiellaceae. Gene Ontology annotation, cellular component: Swr1 complex. The record is from RefSeq and is a predicted model, not a curated record.
CUCCGACCUGAAUAUAUAUCGCCCCCGCAGAGAAACUCUCAUACUAUUAAACAGGACAUUACAUCGCAUGCGGCAUCGCUUGUGCAAUCAUGGCUGGCCCGACGCCACAGAAGCGGGUGUUGCCCCCUCGUGAGCGCCGAGAUGCCACGGCCAAAAGAAGAGCAUCUUCUCCUGUGCAAACCCCAGCGGCCACGUCGAGCGCCCGAAGACAAUCCACGCCCACUCAGCCAGCCGAGUCUCGUCCAAAGCGUAAAUACACCAAACGCUCCAGUCUUGUGAGAAUCCAAACACCAAGUUCUCGCGCGUCGUCCACCCCUGCCGCCGUUGUCGAAGAAACCCUGCCCACCCGGUUGAACAGCAAUGAACCGCUUCCUACUCUGAAAGACAAACAGGAUCGCGACUUGAAUCUCAACGAAUAUCAGUCGAUCGCGGAAAGUGCUGUGCUCUCAGCCUCGCUUCAUCGGUCACGGAUGCAAUGGCUAGUGGACGGAGUGUUUCAAAAGUAUUGGGUGAAGCCCGUUAAGAGAAAGGGCGUUGUUGAAGCGCCACCAAACAACCCAGACGUCAAGUCCAUGCAGAAGCUGGGGAUUGCUACCAUUACCAUUGAGCCACAUACCUUCGACGCAGUAUUCUACACUGUUCGUGACCCAGCGGGCCCGCAACCUUAUCAACGGCAUGCCAACCAGCAUACGACGAAACACAUGAUCCCACCCCAAUCCCCGUACGGGGCUACUCCUCCUCCCAUUGCUUUUCAACGUUCUGGAACGCAUGCUGCUGCUCCAGCUCCGCCUUUCAACCAUUCGCCAGCUGGACCAAUAAAGGCAUCAAGUCCUUCAACUCAACCAAAGCCUCAUUUGCCGUCAACCCCAUCUUACCCUAACACGCCAUCGCAGCCUGCGACACCUCAGUUAAACCCUCAGCCUGCGACGCCUCAGCUGAACCACGGAACUCAACCAUUGCCCGCCCGGACGGACCAACCUGGAGGGCCUAUUGGUCCACCUGCUCCUGCAGCCGUCUCUGUCAAACAAGAGGAGGCUCCUCGGCCAGUGAGCGCCUCAUUGCAAUCAACACCAUCGGUCCAACCUCCUCCACCUGCAGCGGGAUCCACAAAUGCGCCAUCAUCCGCAACAACUCCGACUCCGGGCCCCAGUCAGAAGCCGAGCCAGCCGCCCGGAGGGAAAGGGAGCACCACUGAUCCUGUCAUCCAAAUGCUCGCGGCGCGUGCUGCAUCAGAUCAUAAACUAAAGGAGUUGAUGAAGAUAGUAGCCACUUCAAAAGCGUCCGCAGAGCAGUUGAAAGAAUUUCAGGCUCACAUUGACGAAUUCAAUGAAGUGGUAAGAAAACAGGAGGCAGAGCGAGUCGCAAGGAAUCAAGAACGGUCAAAUACUGAACGCCCGUCGAAUGCUCUCGUGCCUGCAGUCUCAGAAGCAUCGAAGGAGGGAAAAGCUGUACCUGCACCUUCACCUUCGACACUUGCGCAGACUCCGAAACAGUCACCCGCGCCAACAGCAGCACAGUCAUCAGUGCCCAAGCCAACCCAUGGCCAGCAACGGCAGCCGCCUCCCUCGCCUGGACCGGCGGCCUUUCCUGGAGUGAUUCAUACGUUCACUCCGGCUCCGCAACGCCCUUCUGGACCUGGCGGUCCAAUGGGUGGAUUCAUGGGAUAUCCCCCUCCACCCCGACCCGAGCCUAUCGUCAAGCACAUCGUAAUGGAGUUGACUAGUAUACCCGGCAGCGGCCAGUCUCCAUGUCAGGACCGGUGGCUUUUCCCAGAACAUGCCGUCCUCGAAAUUCGGUAUGGCGGCCUGGAGAUGAUCUGCUCAUUCUUCGUGGAACGUAAGGGUUCUGAGAUCCUGUCACGGCAGGGUGCGGGAGCUGCAGAAAACGAAAACAGUGCCAUGCGCAUGAAAUGGAAGGCGGAGCAGGAAUACUAUCAACCAGUGACCAUGACCGUCAAAGCAACUAACCAUCGCACCAUUGAGACAAUCGCGCGAGCCGCCAAACCGUUACCACUUGUUCAAAGCUACAUGAAAAAUGUCAUGGACAAGAAGGAACGCGCACCGACGGAAUACUUGGCGUACCAACUGCCACGCGAAGGAAGCACGACGGCUGCCGAGGGAUCGGAGCCUGCAUUCGUCGAUAGCGGCGUCGAACUUGGCAGCGAGUCCUGCUCAGAAGACGACGAAUUGAAAGACGUGUAUGGGAUCUAAAGAGCCACCGGCAUGGGUGAUCGACGCCUCUAGUUUGCGUCGCUUGGAUGAAGCCGGUGUGAGUGCUACUACCGGCCCCAUGCAUGUACUGCUUGCUACCCAAACGCUGGGUCCUGGUUCCGGGCGAUGCCCAUAUCCAGUCCUCAUCAAGCGCUGUGCAGAGUAGAUAGUGAUAGACAUUAACGGUUUGACACAUCGAGAUGCGGUGCUUGUUACAGCAAUGGCCUUCGCCCUGCUACAAUGGCCGGAUUCGAAAUUAACGUCCGUGGGGCUACUACUAGAAGUAGACUAGCAGUGCCUAUUUUACAGCCUUUACAGCCUAUCUCACGUAUUUUACACUACUUGGGGCAAAGACAA